Molecule: messenger RNA, 734 nt
Organism: Vicugna pacos (alpaca)
Lineage: Eukaryota; Metazoa; Chordata; Mammalia; Artiodactyla; Camelidae
Source: RefSeq, a predicted model, not a curated record
CUGGGCUAUAGAGGUGCGCAUGCGCCAACGUUACAUCCGGUGUGGUGGUCGGGUCCGCCAGGAGUUUGGGGACGCCCGCCGGAGUUUGGAGCGUUUAGCCAUGUCGGCGUCGGUAUUGUCGGUCAUCUCGCGGUUCUUAGAAGAGUACUUGAGCUCCACUCCUCAACGUCUGAAGUUGUUGGACGCCUACCUCCUGUAUAUAUUACUGACCGGGGCGCUGCAAUUCGGUUAUUGUCUCCUCGUGGGGACCUUCCCCUUCAACUCUUUCCUCUCGGGCUUCAUCUCUUGUGUGGGGAGCUUCAUCCUAGCGGUUUGUCUGAGAAUACAAAUCAACCCACAGAACAAAGCGGAUUUCCAAGGCAUCUCCCCGGAGCGAGCCUUUGCAGAUUUUCUGUUUGCCAGCACCAUCCUGCACCUCGUUGUCAUGAACUUCGUUGGCUGAAUCAUUCCCGUUUACUUAAUUGAGGAGUGGGAGACUAGAAAAAUAAAAUUCGAGAACCAAAGUGAGGAAUGAGGCAAGAAGACACAUUCAUUAUCAGGGACAGGUGAGCUGAGGGCAUCUGAUUUUCUUCAGUGGUUUUAUCGAUUUCUCUUCCUUAGUUUUCUGCUUGGGUUCGUUCAUUCCUGUGCCUUCCCUGCUCCCUAUGCACAAUAUUUGAAACAAGGACAUUGCAAAUGAAUGCUCGUUACCUUUCUCUUUUCCUAAUUAUAAAUGAACAUUUUCUUCAGGUGGA